Zea mays is the source of this 833-nucleotide messenger RNA. RefSeq lists its product as uncharacterized. Gene Ontology annotation, biological process: glycophagy; protein lipidation involved in autophagosome assembly; piecemeal microautophagy of the nucleus. Gene Ontology annotation, molecular function: Atg8-family ligase activity. The transcript is spliced from 6 exons. The coding region runs from base 393 to 617 and encodes 74 amino acids. The record is from RefSeq and is a predicted model, not a curated record. Lineage: Eukaryota; Viridiplantae; Streptophyta; Magnoliopsida; Poales; Poaceae. Gene Ontology annotation, cellular component: phagophore assembly site membrane; Atg12-Atg5-Atg16 complex; cytoplasm.
UCACAUGGUUGAAGGGGGCCCGAACGCCGCGCUUCGGAGUCCGUCUUCCUCUCGGCCUGCGCAGAAUCGCAGGAGACGGGUAAAAUCCCGCUGAUUCGCUCGGUCCUCGCCCGUCGGCUCGCUCGAGGCACCGGCUCCGACACUGCUUGGCGAUUUCCCCCGUGCGACCCCCGGCGAUCUGAGCGCGUGACUCCGCUGCCCGCCGCCGGGCUCCUUCUCCGCGCCAGCGGUCGUCCCCCCUCCUCCCGCGGCAGCCGUCCCCUCCCCGAGGGUCGACGGCCGUGCCCUCCUCGAGGGUCUAGGUAAACUUUUCGAUCUAUUGCGAUCCCAGAGCUCUGCCGCCGUUGAAACCACGGGCUCGUGGUAACUUGUUGUCGUCGGAGGGAUCCCCGAUGGCCGCGGAGGCAGAUCAGAAAGUCGUGGUGCACGUGCGGUCAACGGGCGAUGCGCCGAUCCUGAAGCAAUCCAAAUUCAAGAUUUCAGGACGAGAUAAGUUUCUGAAGGUCAUAGAGUUUCUUCGUCGACAACUGCAUCAGGAUACACUGUUUGUCUAUAUCAACAGUGCAUUUUCGCCAAACCCAGAUGAACUGGUAAUAGACUUGUAUAAUUGCACAUGAAUCAACCAGUGCUGGAGAAAACGUCGUCUUUUGAGCCAAAGCAAUUUAUAAAGCACAAGCCGAAACGAGAAAGCUGUUUGCCUCUAUUUACAAGGGAAUUGCGGAUUCCAUUCUGUAAUGCAUCGCAAAUACUAGUUUAGUUCAUUAUUGCUGCAACAACUUUCCUGUAAUGCACCGCAAAUACUCCGUUUACUCUAACUUUCCUCUUCCUGUCUA